AUGGCUGAAAUAACUAGAGAAGAGGUGAAUGCUGCACUAAAGAAGAUAAAGAAUGGAAAAGCUACAGGACCCGAUGACAUACCAGUGGAAAGUUAUGAGAACUAUCAGGCUAUUAAGCUGAUGUAUCAUACUUUGAAACUACUGGAAAGGAUUUUGGACUCACGAUUGAGACAAGUAGUGCGCAUUGGCCGACAGCAACUUGGUUUUAUGAAAGAGAUCGGAACAAUUGACGGUAUCUUUUCUCUUAGGCAAUCCAUGGAGAAAUAUCACAGAGAAGCAAAACGUGCGGCAUAUGGUCUUCAUCGACUUAGAAAAAGCUUAUGA
This is a messenger RNA of Penaeus monodon (black tiger shrimp), 324 nucleotides long. RefSeq lists its product as uncharacterized. Bases 1 to 324 code for a protein of 107 amino acids. The record is from RefSeq and is a predicted model, not a curated record. Lineage: Eukaryota; Metazoa; Arthropoda; Malacostraca; Decapoda; Penaeidae. The transcript has 2 exons.